This is a messenger RNA of Penicillium coprophilum, 1650 nucleotides long. Its product is annotated as Amino acid/polyamine transporter I. Lineage: Eukaryota; Fungi; Ascomycota; Eurotiomycetes; Eurotiales; Aspergillaceae. Bases 1 to 1650 code for a protein of 549 amino acids. Gene Ontology annotation, cellular component: membrane. Gene Ontology annotation, molecular function: amino acid transmembrane transporter activity. Gene Ontology annotation, biological process: amino acid transmembrane transport. The record is from RefSeq and is a predicted model, not a curated record. The transcript has 3 exons.
AUGAAUACUCAUACUCAAGAUCUUGAGCAAAAUGAAGAGAUCAUCACACGCGAAAAUGAGGCCAGACCUAUUCUCAAACGUACCAUCGCGGGCAAAGACAACGUCAAAACGCAGGCGGUCAUUUCAGAGCUUGUUCAAACAAGACGAGGGCUGAACCAGCGUCACAUUCAAAUGAUAGCCCUGGCUGGAACGAUCGGUACUGGCCUCUUCCUGGCGACCGGAAAAUCCCUUGCAAGAGGUGGACCACUGAGCAUGUUGCUCGCAUAUUGCAUUGUGGGCAUGCUUAUCUGCUGCGUGGUUUUUUCUGUAGCUGAGCUUAGUGCUCUGGUACCUCUUUCCGGUGGCAUCAUACGACACGCAGAAUGGUUCGUUGACCCUGCGCUGGCUUUUGCGCAAGGUUGGAAUAGUGUUUAUGCCAAUGCAAUCCUGCUGCCAGCUGAGAUGGUGGCUUGCGCUGUCAUUAUCGACUUUUGGUCUCAUAUUAACCAUGCCGUAUGGAUCAGCGCUCUGGGUGCGCUGCUGGUGAUUAGCAACAUGCUAUUGGUCAGUAUUUACGGCGAGUUGGAGUUUGUAUUUGCGAUGUUGAAGAUUGCUCUGAUUGUUGGUGUGAAUAUCUUGAGCAUCUGCAUCACAUCUGGCGCAGGUCCACAGGGUUAUCCCAUGGGGUUUCGAUUUUGGCGGGACCCUGGACCCUUUGUGCAAUUUCUUGGUAUCGGUGGCUCACUGGGACGGUUUCUUGGGUUUUGGCGUGUUCUAAGCAGUGCAGCUUAUGCAUUUUCCAAUGUUGAAAACAUAUCGGUCGCAGCAGCCGAGACGCAGAAUCCUCGCCAUAACAUCCCCAAGGCCGCCAAACGUGUGUUCUGGAGAAUCCUGAUAUUUUACCUGAUUACCAUUUUUAUGAUGGGCCUGAUUGUCCCCUCCAACGAUAAGGGCUUGUUGUCGAAUUCCGGGGAUGCUGGAGCGUCUCCGUUUGCGAUAGCUGCCACUAAUGUCGGAAUUAAGGUGGUCCCUUCUAUCAUUAAUGCUAUCGUUGUCACAAGUGCAUGGAGCGCUGCAAUGCUCGUUGGAACCAGGACGCUAUACGGUCUUGCUCAAGAGGGGCAUGCCCCAAAGGUAUUCACUCGCAUCAAUCGCUUCGGGGUCCCCUGGAUAUCAGUUGCCGCAGUCGGAUCUUUUCUUGUCCUGGGGUAUAUGACGCUGUCAUCCGCGGCUUCUCUUGUGUUUGAUUGGCUCCAACAACUGGUCUCGGCUGCCUCAUUGGUGCAUUGGAUCAAUAUAGAGGUGGUCUACUUGAGGUUUUUUUAUGGCUGUAAGAAGCAAAAGAUCAACCGGACUGAGCUUCCUUGGAAAAGCCCCUUUCAGCCUUACGCAGCAUGGGCUGCUCUGGUUUCGUUCAGUAUCAUCCUAGUGACUGGUGGAUUCUACGUUUUUAUCGAGGGUAAUUGGAGCUCUCAAACCUUUGUAUCGUCAUACUUCAACAUACCUCUUAUAUGUGUCUUAUUUUUUGGGUACAAAUUUUGGCGAAAGACCCGGCUCGUUCCAUUGGGGGAAAUUCCAAUUCGUGAGUUCCUUCACAUCGCCAAUGACCACCCAGAGCCCAUCCCAUCCCCAGCUACUGGGUGGCGAAGAACAGAUAUCCUUUGGGCUUAA